Sphaeroforma arctica JP610 is the source of this 450-nucleotide messenger RNA. RefSeq lists its product as hypothetical. Bases 1 to 450 code for a protein of 149 amino acids. The transcript is spliced from 2 exons. NCBI's taxonomy places the organism in Eukaryota, Ichthyosporea, Ichthyophonida. The record is from RefSeq and is a predicted model, not a curated record.
AUGACGAAGCGUAAAGGAAAAGCGAAGGCAUCUAAGAGCCAGCCGACGGUCACGCCUCUUGAACACUUAUGGACGCCUGAUCCACAAGCGGAUGACAAUGUGGCAAUUAUGAUGGCACACGCCCUACCCAAAGAUGUCUUUGACGAUGUGACGAUGGGUAAACCACUCAAGUCUAAGAAGUCAAAGAAAAUUAAGGAGAAGAAGGGCGAAAAGGUCCCAAGAUGGAUUCGUCGGAAGACCCGCCAAAGCAACCGGAACAGCCGGAAUCAAAACCGGAGAGCCCAACGCCACAAGGUCAAGAGGCUCCGCAUUCCAGGAAUACAUGGAUCGGAAGAAAACCGGCAAAGAAAAUUCACGAAGUUGGCAUCCGCAUUCCAAGUAUACAAGGAUCGGAAGAAAACCGGCAAAAAAAAUCAAGGUGGAAGAGAAGUCGAAGAGUUCUUGCGAUGA